This is a messenger RNA of Punctularia strigosozonata HHB-11173 SS5, 1224 nucleotides long. RefSeq lists its product as uncharacterized. The annotation marks the transcript as partial. The transcript has a single exon. NCBI's taxonomy places the organism in Eukaryota, Fungi, Basidiomycota, Agaricomycetes, Corticiales, Punctulariaceae. The record is from RefSeq and is a predicted model, not a curated record.
AUUAUUGUGGCAGGAGACUUUGGUCAGUUGCCUCCUGCGGGUCGGGGUUCUGCCCCUCUCUAUACACCUGUGUUUGCUCAAAAAAUAAAGGAGGGUAAGGUGUCUAUGCGAGUGACAAAUGCUGCCCAGAAGAUUGCCUUUGGUAAGGCAAUCUGGCAUCAAUUUACGGAGGUGAUUCUGUUAACCGAAAACAUGCGACAAGCUGGGAUGUCUGAAGAGGAUCAUCUGUUCCGUAAAUCCCUGGUUAACUUGCGGUUUGGUCUAUGUGAUGAGCAGGACCUUGCCCUAUUUCGGACGCGAGUUUCUACUCGGAUAGGAAACGGUCCUCGAAUAACAGAUGACAUGUUUCAGAGUGUUGCCAUUAUAACCUCAUUAAAUGCACAUCGGGACCAGAUAAACUUGAUGGGAGCCUCUAGGUUUGCAGCUGACUAUGGUCGGGAUAUCAUAAGCUUCUACUCAGUAGACAGGUUAGGGAAAACCAGAGACGUAGCAUUGGUUGCUGCUACUGGUCGUAACGCUGCUAAGGUAUUAGAUCCGGUUCGUACACACAAUGUGCCACAACGUCAGCUUCAGGAUGCAUUGUGGAGUUUACCUCCCUGCGAAAGUAAUCAUCAUGCUGGUGUUUUGCAACUUUGCUGGGGUAUGCCUGUCAUGCUGAAAAACAAUGAAGCUACUGAGCUAUGUGCAACUAACGGUGCUGAAGGUUAUGUGGUGGGCUGGGAUGCUUCACCACAUCCAGAUCGGCCUGAACAUCUGUGUCUGAAUACAGUGUUUGUGCAGCUUGCCAACCCCCCUAAAACAUACACCAUUGCCACGCUACCCCCUGGGGUGGUUCCUAUUACAGCCACCCACAAAAGUGUAGAGUGUGCAUUGGUAUCAGGCACCAAAUUGGUGGUCAACCGUCGACAACCUCAAGUCUUGCUCAACUUCGCCAUGACGGACUACUGCUCGCAAGGUCGCACACGUCCAAUAAAUCCAGUAGAUAUUCAUAACUGUCGUUCACAACAGGCAGUGUAUACAUGCCUUUCACGGAGCUCGUCCCUUCGUGGUACCUUAAUUCUGCAACCAUUUUCUGAGAAACAUCUAACCUGUGGUCUGUCUGGACAGUUACGCAGAGAGCUUCGAGAACUGGAGAUUCUCAGCUACAUUGGGUUGCUCCGACAUGAGGAAAGAUUGGAUACACGUGUACAAGGUGCAACUCGCUAUGAGUUAAUCAAUAGUUUU